AUGUUAGAUCCAAAAACUUGGAAGCCACAAGAUAUUGAUGAUAUAAUGAUAAAAUAUGGUGUUACUUGUAUAACUCGUUUAAGUGCUCCAGAAUCUGGUCAAGAUAAUGCAACUGUACUUGAUGUUACAGAAGGCAUGCCUAAUCUUUGGAAAAAACAUAUUGAUAUUAUUCAAGAUUGGGUUGUUAAUAAUAUAUCAUCGACAAAUAUACGAAAAAGAUUAGAAAAAGGUUUAAGUAUUAAAUAUAUUGUACCUGAUGCUACAAUCGCGAUCAUUCGCCAACGUGGUCUCUAUGGUUCAGACCAAUCUGUAUGUUUAGCUGAUUGGUCAUAUGAAAAAAAAUAA
Molecule: messenger RNA, 345 nt
Organism: Rotaria sp. Silwood2
Lineage: Eukaryota; Metazoa; Rotifera; Eurotatoria; Philodinida; Philodinidae
Source: the annotation of a GenBank genome assembly